AUGAGUUCCAGUCCUUUGACAAAACUGCAGAUGCAAGGUCUUCUGGCCAGGCAUCUGUGCAUCCAUAUUGUUGGAGCAUUCAUUGUCUCCCUGGGAGUUGCAGCUCUCUAUAACUUUGGUGUGGCUGAACCAAGAAAGAAUGCAUAUACAGAUUUCUACAGAAAUUAUGAUUCCAUGAAAGAUUUUGAAGAAAUGAGGAAGGCUGGUAUCUUUCAGAGUGCAAAGUGAUAUAGGAAUAAAAA
Heterocephalus glaber (naked mole-rat) is the source of this 242-nucleotide messenger RNA. NCBI's taxonomy places the organism in Eukaryota, Metazoa, Chordata, Mammalia, Rodentia, Bathyergidae. The record is from RefSeq and is a predicted model, not a curated record.